GUUUUAUCGAACUACGAGUGUCAGACAAUCAGUUGUCGUAGUCAACCAUCUCUUUAUUGGGCUUAUCCAUAGCCCAGAAAUAGUGGGCCAACUAUAAUAGGCCCAACUGGCACCGUUGAUAGUCCAGUCCAACUAUGGAUGAAGAAGCAAAAGCGUGGUUUUUUUUCGGCUUUCUUUUUGGUUGUUCUCUGCUCAAGUUCUGAUAUUUUUGUGUUGAAAAUCAGUUCAAAAAUCCAAUGGGUUCCAGUUGAAAUCUGUCGUGCUUUUCCCCUUUUUCAGCUGAAUGUUGGUGUAGCUUCUCCAUAUUCUGCUGCUUUAGUGAUAAAUUUUCUGCAAGAACGAUUUUUUCAAGAUUCCUGUAGAUUGGGAACUGCUGUCUGAAGUGAAGAUUUCUGUGAUCUAAUCUUACUUCUAUCAAAAAAAACUAAGAGGAUGUCAAGGGAGAGAGCUAAACGAGUUACACUAGCUCCCGGUCCGCAGGUUGUUGAGAAGAUUAAAAAAGUUGUAGAAGAAGGCAACUAUUAUGGCGCCCAACAAAUGUACAAGUCUUUUAGCGCAAGAUAUAUUUCAGCCGAAAGGUAUUCAGAAGCUUUGGAUAUUCUUGAGUCAGGUGCUUGCAUACAAUUAGAGAACGGGCAGAUUACAUGUGGGGUAGAGCUUGCUGUCUUGUUUGUCGAAACACUUGUUAAAGGAAAAAAUCCUUAUGAUGACAACACGCUUGGUCAGUCAUAUUUUUCUUUGGACAUUAAGCUAAAGCUACUUCUUUAUGUUAACAUUGUGCGAAAUAUGCGAGAAAAGUUACCUCAAGAGUUCAUUUCAGAUCGUAUUAGGAAAAUAUACGAAAAAUUUCCUCGGAUACCCACACCUCAGCAUUUGGACCUAGGCGAUGAUGAUGAUAUGCAACGACUUUCUGAAGCUCUCGGGGCUGCAAAAAUACGUGCAGAGGGUUGUUCGUCUUUCUUGAAAGCUGCUAUCAAACUUAGUAGGACGAAGACCGAGUACAUGACGUGCACUUUCAGCAUGGCUACACAUGAUGAUGGUGACGUUAGCCUUGACGGGCAAGUGGUGGCCAAGAAUGAGACUUUCCGGUAUUUAGGAUCGAUGCUACAAAAGGAUGGCAGCAUUGAUGAAGAUGUUAGGCAUAGAAUUGCAGCCAGUUGGUUGAAAUGGCGUCAAGCUUCGGGCGUUCUCUGUGAUAAGAGGGUGCCACAAAGGCUAAAAGGUAAGUUCUAUAGGACGGCGAUUUGUCCGGCGAUGCUAUACGGUGCUGAAUGUUGGCCUACAAAAAGGCAACAUGUCCAACAACUAAAUGUAGCAGAGAUGCGUGGUUCGGAGCCUCCUGAUGCACCAGAGCGUAGGGGAGUUCUACAGCGGGUCGAUGAUGUAAAGAGAGGUAAAGGUCGGCCUAAACUCACUUGGGAAAAGUCGGUUAAGAGAGACUUUAAAGAUUGGAAUAUUUCCAAGGAUUUAGCGGUGGAUAGGAGCGCUUGGAGGCUAGCAAUCAACGUGCCAGAACCGUGGUCUGCAGAGCUCGGAACACAUAAGUAUGGGUCUCCUGAAAUCCACGACAUGCUUGCGGAUUACAUAUAUUCAGAAUCUCCCGAAUUGGAUAUGGCCAAAGUGUCCUAUCAUUUUGUUCGAGGGAAGAAUCCAAAGAAUUUUGCUUCAACUCUCGUCAAUUUCAUGGGAAAGUGUUACCCAGGUGAAGACGAUCUUGCCGUUGCACGAGCUGUUUUGAUGNUUGCUUUUCUGCAGUAUUUAGCUCUAGGUAAUUUGAGAGAUGCUAAUGUCCUUGUGGAUGAAAUGAAGAAGAAGGUUCAAUUUCAAGAUGUUAACUUUCCUCAAUCAGAAUUAAUGGAGUUCAUCGGUUAUCUUCUGAAAACAUUGCAAAGAGAUGCUUUGCCUCUUUUCAAUAUGUUGAGACAGCGUUAUGAGUCGAGUAUAAACCGAGAGCCCAUUUUCAAUGAAUUGCUUGAUCAAGUGGCCGAGAGGUUUUAUGGGGUACAACGUAAAAAUGCCAUGCCAGGAAUGUUUGGAGAGUUAUUUAAGAUGAUGGCCGGAGAUUAAGCACUGCAAACUUGCACGAGAAUAAAUUUGUCGGUCGGAGGUUUUACCGUAACUGUUGAAGCUGAACAUCAAUUUAAGAAGCCCUUUCCUUUUUCUUUUUAAAACUUUAACCGUUGAAUUACUGUCUUUUCAGUUUUCAGACUUCACUUGUGGGGUUGGGGUCCUUUUUUUACUGGUACUAUUAACAAUUGUUUGGUUAAUCCAGUAGUUUUAUUUAUUAUGCUAUAGAUAAAAUGUCGUCUUAAAUAAAAAUGGAGUCUUGAAAAUCCAAGUGAACCUUUACAAAUAUGGGU
Molecule: messenger RNA, 2360 nt
Organism: Striga asiatica
Lineage: Eukaryota; Viridiplantae; Streptophyta; Magnoliopsida; Lamiales; Orobanchaceae
Source: the annotation of a GenBank genome assembly